AAAUAUUGGAGAAUAUUCAAGAACAUUCUAAAUAUGAUAUUUCAACAUAACGUGCAAAAUAACGAAUAAUUUCCCAUGGGAUAUGUUGAAUGACCUUGUUUUACAUGAAUAAUCAGUGUAAGAACGGUCUCGAAUAAUCGAGAAAAUUGUGUAUCCCUUUAAAUGCGAUCUCAAACAUUUCAAGCGGUCGUCGUCCUUAUCGUCAUCCUUUUCGUCAAAUAUCAAUAAUUCUGAUGAUCGCUACGCUACUGUUAUGAAUAAUAACUUGAAAUUGUUUGCUCAUUGGAUUGGUUGCUCGACCUACGUGUAACGUAGUAGUUCAGGAUGAAACGACGACUAAAUGUACCACCACAAAGUCAUCAACUGCAUCAACUCCUAUUACAGAAGCACCGACGGGUCCUUGGACAGCGUUUAGAAUUUCGCACGAUCAUUUACCUAUCUCAUAUAAUAUUGAUAUUCGCCCUGUACUCGAAAUGAAUGCUGAUGGAAAAUAUAUGUUUUAUGGAACAUCGAGCGUAACGUUUAGCUGUGAAACAGCAACGAAAUACAUCAUUUUGCAUAGCAGAAAAUUGAUUUAUACACAAUCUCAAGUUACUUUGACUGAGAACGGAAAUAACAUCCCAAUGAAAAGUAUGAUGUAUUAUAAACCAAAUGAAUUCAUGGUAUUCAAAAGUGAAAAUCUUUGUGAAGUUGCGAAGUUACACGAUAUCAUCAUCAAAAUUGCAACACAGAGAGUGCCACAUUCAUAAUAAAUAACUUAAACAUUGCCAUAAUAUGCUGAAACAAUGUGUUUGCAUUUUAGAAAAUUGAUUUAUACACAAUCUCAAGUUACUUUGACUGAGAACGGAAAUAACAUCCCAAUGAAAAGUAUGAUGUAUUAUAAACCAAAUGAAUUUAUGGUAUUCGAAAGUGAAAAUCUUUGCGAAGUUGGUAAAAUUUACACGCUGACGGUUACAAACUAUGAGUCAGAACUUUCUGAUGAUCUAAGAGGAAUAUACCGUAGUGAGUAUAACAACCCAGCUGGAGAACUCAGGGUAGUGGCCGUGAGCCAAAUGGAGACCACAGGAGCUCGUGAGACUUUUCCGUGUUUUGACGAACCUGGAUUUAAAGCUAAUUUUACCAUUACUUUGUGGCACAAAGCCAAUUCUGGUUAUUUUGCGGUGUCAAACAUGCCUGAAUUAUCGCAUAAGUUGGAAACAAUCGAUGGAGAUCUAUGGAAUUCAACAACAUUUGCUGAGACAGUUCCGAUGUCAACUUAUCUUCUUGCUCUUGUGGUCUGCGACUUUUCGUACGUUGAAACGAAGAGCGUCUCAGGUGUCAAGACAAGAACAUAUGCAAGACCCGCAGCUGUAGACAAUGGUGAAGCUGAAUAUGCCUCAAUAAUUACACCGAGAAUUCUUGAAUUUUUCCAAGACUACUUUUCUGUUCCCUACCCUCUGCCUAAAUCUGAUCAAGCAGCGGCCCCUGAUUUUGGAGCUGGUGCCAUGGAAAAUUGGGGACUUGUUUUAUAUCGGGAUGUUUAUCUUCUUUAUGAUGAAGAAACGUCGUCAGUUUUUGACAAACAAACUGUCACACGAAUCAUUAGUCAUGAAAUUGGCCACCAGUGGUUUGGUAAUCUUGUUAGUCCCGUAUGGUGGGAUGAUAUUUGGUUGAACGAAGGCUUUGCUUCUUAUUUGGAAUAUAUCGGUCAGGUGAAUGUACAACCUGCGUGGAAAGCGAAUGAGCUGUUUGUUUCUGAUGAUAUGCAAAUUGCACUUGAUGUAGAUGCAGUAGUAUCGUCUCAUCCUCUAGUUUCUCCAGUUAAUAGUUUGGCCAAAAUAUCAGCUCAAUUUGACCACAUUAGUUAUGAAAAGGGAGCAAGUAUACUUCGUAUGAUAAAUUCUUUCAUGGGAGAAGAAAAUUUUGUUACUGGACUUACGAAUUAUCUCAACGAACUCGCCUACCAAGCUGCAACACAUGGUGAUCUUUUCAGAUUUUGGCAAGAACAAGCAGAUAUAGCAGGUCUUAAGUUCCCUACCACACUGACCAUCAUAUUAGAGACAUGGACAUUGCAAAUGGGACAUCCUGUUGUUAAUGUCCGAAAGACGACAACUAACACGUAUCAAGUCACACAAGAGUAUUUCUUAUUCGAUAACAAUGCAACUGUAGUACAUACGCCAGGAAGUGAAACAUAUGGAUAUAAGUGGUAUAUCCCUUUCACUUAUAAAACUUUCAAUCAAAUUGGAACAGACAACAUGGAAGAAACUUGGUUGGAACCAAAUCAACCACCAUUGGAAAUCACUGAAAGUGAGUUUAUUUUGGCGAAUAUUAAUGCUUUUGGAUUUUAUCGAGUGAAUUAUGAUGAGGACACGUGGAAUAAAAUCAUUGCAAAACUUGUCUCUGCAUCUUUCGAAGAAAUACCAGAACGAAGUCGUGCACAGAUGAUGAGCGAUGUUUUCAAUUUGGCCAGGCCUGGGCGCUUGGAUAUAACAUAUGGAAUGAAUCUCUCAAAGUAUAUGAUUCAAGAACAAGAAUUUGUUCCAUGGAAAGUUUUUAUGCAAAAAAUGAAAUUUUUAGAAUACAUGCUAGGUCGAACUCCUGCUUUUGGGCAACUAUCGAAACACGUUGUUCAACUCGUUGAUCCAUUAUAUCAAAUGCUUGGAUGGGAAGAAAAAGAUAAAAGUGAUGCCGCUCUCAUAAGCAGACGUAACAUGAAGUUGACAAUUGGUUCGUCUUGUUAUUAUGGAAAUGAAGAUUGCAUCAUUCGAGCUAAGGCUUUAUUCAAGCAAUGGAUGCAAAAUCCGGAAAACAACAGCAUAAUCAGCAGUACCUAUCGCGAUGACGUAUACUGUGCAGCGAUCCGUAACGGAGGAGUCGAAGAAUGGAAUUUUGCAUGGCGGCGUCAUGGCGAAUCAACAAAUGCACAGGAGCAAAAAAGCUUGCGGUACGGAAUGUCAUGUAGUAAAGAACCCUGGAUUCUAACACGAUAUAUGAAAUACUGUGUUGACCCCACUGUCAUCAGAAGACAAGAUACUUUCAAAAGUUGUAUGAAUUAUAUUGGAGGGGAAGAUUACGGAAGAGAUUUAGCAUGGGGUUUCUUGGUGGAAAACUGGGAUGCUCUUGUUGAUGUGCAUGGUGGUUCUUGGCGUUUUUCGAGAUUGAUUUAUUCAAUUUCUAAUCGACUUUCGACAGAAUAUGAUUUACAGUUGCUGGAGAAUUUCAGAAACGGGAAGAAUAAACUGGGACCAGCUUAUCGGUAUAUUAAUCGAGCAAUAGAAAGAACAAAACUAAACAUAGCUUGGAGAGCAAUCAACGAAGAAAAAAUUACUGCUUGGCUGACUACUAACGUUUCAUGAUUUAAAAAAAAAAACUAGCUGGGAUUAUAUAAAAACUCUUUACAGUAUAAUUUGAGAUACUUUUUAAUUUGUGAAUAAUAAAUAUGCACUAGAAUGAAUAGGAAUUUUGUUUAUUUUGC
Molecule: messenger RNA, 3454 nt
Organism: Styela clava
Lineage: Eukaryota; Metazoa; Chordata; Ascidiacea; Stolidobranchia; Styelidae
Product: aminopeptidase N-like
Biological process (GO): peptide catabolic process; proteolysis
Cellular component (GO): cytoplasm; membrane
Molecular function (GO): zinc ion binding; peptide binding; metalloaminopeptidase activity
Source: RefSeq, a predicted model, not a curated record